GUUUCUCGAUGUGGUGGCGAUAACAGCAAGUUAUUUCCGGUCGCCAGAACCGUGUUUGUCGCGAACUUCACACCGGUUAGUCGGUCAGAACUUGUCCGGGUUUGGGACCCCCGAGUCCGCAAACUUCUCCGAGUUCGGGUCGAGUUUCUGAAGAUGGAAACUUGGUGAAACGAGUUGACAAGUCAGUGUGAGUUCAGUGAGGACCUAGAAAUGACCAUAACGUGUGCCAGACAGCACCAGAGUGUACAACUCAAGAACAGACCUUCCAGAUGAUGGAUUUUACCCAUCCAAGCCGCUGAAGUCAAGUCCCGUUCAGUAAUCUUCCUUUGUUUUUUUAACUUUUCAGUUUGACAUUGCAAUUUGAGGAUUGUGUCCUUGCUCCAGAUCCAUUGCCCCUAAUGAGCUCCCAAAGUGGAGGGCUCUCAGGGAGCUCUUUACUGAUUGGCCAGAGGGCUGCCUCCUUGUGGCUUGCUAUCUGAAAGCCCAGCUAGCACUGACGCAGAUAACCAACGCUCUCACUGUUGGCAGCUUAGCCACAACCUUGACUGCUAACUCCAACAAACUUGCCUUCCUCCAUACCCACAAUACCCCCUUCCCAUACUGCUUUGGCCACCAACCUUCUGAGAAGAUUGUUAACACCAUGUCUUAUCCACUGCAUAAACCCCAUGACUCUGGGAACCAGAAAUCCACCCAUGGGCGGCAUGGAAGCUCCAGUAUACAGGCAGAAAGGGACCCUCAGAGGGAAACUUCUCACCUUGAACAUGGGUCCAUCUGCAGCUCUUCUGGAGCUUCUGCAAUUCCUGCUAAAUUUGCGGGAAUACUCCCUCAAUCAAAGGACUACAGACCUGAACAGAGUAGGGCCACGAUAGACAAGAACAUAGAGAGGUCCCUAGACAUGGGUCAUAGCGCAGCAAGAGAGGAUGUGAGGCUUCAUGGCGAAUCGAUGCAUCAGCCCAAAGACCAGGGCGCUCGCUUUACCAGCAAAAAAAGUGACGAGUUUCUCUCCUUAGCCACAGGGAUGGUCUCCUACCCAGGGACCUCAACUUCUGCUUCUCUAAGACACUCAGACAUUGAAAGUGGACGUAGUUCGUCUGAGUGGUUGUUGAAUGUCAAAAGGCCGAAUGCUGAUGACCCCUCUAAAUCUUAUACAUCAUCUGCUUUGUUUAUUAAUGCAAGCAGUGAUGACAGUAGGUGUAAUGCAUCCAGUGAAAGAGAACAUGAUAUGCAGUCCAUUCCAGGAUUGGGUGAUCUUGACUGUCUAGUGCCAGAAAAAUCUGAGGCCCCUACAGAGUCCAGUCGACUGAAGUACACCUCUGAGUCAGCUGCUAACAUCCUUCAGCGCUUUGGGCUUGAUAUAGAGGACAUGGAACAUCUCAUCUCCUAUCCUGAAGACCAGAUCACGCCUGCUACCCUGCCGUUCAUCUUGAGGCAAAUCAAAAUUCAGAAGUUCAAGAGAGCUGCAGCUGCAGUGCAGUCAAAACCCUGCCCCGAACCCCAAAACACCAGAAGUGUGAGUGAAAUGGACAGUCACAGUUUGAGAAGUUCUGAAACGGCAGGAGUGAACCAGAAGGGCAUGAUUUCAGUUGUUCACCAGCCGAGUAAAGUGGCUGACUGUGGACAUACUGGCAAAUAUACUAGAGGGUUUAGGAAUGACACCGGACAGACCGGUGGCAAUAGAGCCACCAGCGGUGGGAGUGGAAGUAUGUUGCUGAUGGAGACAGAUCAUGACAGUAGCAGACUCAGUCGAGAACCACUGCCAAAAAGUACCACAGAGGUGAAAAGCAGUGCUUUGGGUUCUUCACGUGACCAGGCGAGUCCUGUUUCCAGUCUCAGCUCUUCGUACAGUUCAAGGCUGAGCUCUGCUGCUCCUCCAAAGAAUGAUCAGACCAAACGAUUGCAGACUCAACCAGACCAUACUUCCCAAACAAUCCUUGGCUCUUUUUCUCUGCCAAAGAAGGACACAGACAUUGGAGUUCACAAGUGUGAAGCACACAAACCAGUUCCUUCAAAAGCCCAAAAGGCAGAUUUCCAGUCAGCAUCAAAAACCCAAUCAUCCCCAACUCUGCAACGUGGUGUGCAUCCCAGCCGACCUGGCCUUGUGGUCAUCGGCAGUAGUGAUGCCAGCGGCACUAAAGAUUGGAGUAAAACUCGAGGACAAGGGUCAGCAGUCGAUCAGCAGAUUAAAAAGAAACUGGUACAGAAACAGUCGAAAGAGAAGAUGAAGCAGCAACAGAAGCCUGUAUCACAGACGGGACAAGCGAUGUGGCCUCAAGUUUUCUCUCCUGCAAAAUCAGAGUCCCCUACUUCUUCCAUCCCCAGCAUCACUGAUGCCAUGCAAUAUCCGCAGUUUUCCCCUGGUGGUCCUCACCCCAUUGGCCUGAAUGACCUCAUGCUCCCGAGGCUGCCACCUUCCAGCAGGCAUCCUGUGGGAAAGGCGGCAAUCUCCAAGGGCCUGCCAACGGCUGACAUGAUGCAUGACUAUGCGGCGGCCACGCCAAGAAUCUUUCCACAUACCUGUUCUCUGUGUAACAAAGAAUGCACACGUGUGCAGGAUUGGAUCUCCCACCAGAACACCAACCUUCACCUUGAGAGCUGCAGACUCCUGCGAACACGGGCUGCAGGUAAAGAUGACGAGAGAGUACGGCGUGGAAGUAGCUCCAGUUCCCGCUCAUCCAGCCCCUGUUGCCGCCAUGGCUCAGAGGGUAGAAGGGAAAAACGCAGUAGCAGCUCACUUUCACCGCAGAGCUCCAGAUACACUCGCAGGUCCCGGUCUUGUUCUCGUUCCCCACGGUAUGACCGCCCUACCUCCUACAGCUAUUGGUCACAUUCAAGGAGCCCAGAGAGACGAUCGACAUCGAGGAGGAGUAACGAGAGAAAAUGGUCAUCAAGGAGGAGUGACGAGAGACGAUCUCCGCCAAGGAGGAGUAAUUCAAGUCAAUCCACGCAGCCAAAGAAGUUGAGCAGUGCAGAGAUCGUGGCUAAGAAACUACUAAAAACACCAGCGGUGGAGGCUGUGGUCGAAAGUCUGACUCCUGCCUCACAGGCAGAGAUAGCCAAGAUGAGCUCGCCUUCAUCACCAUCAUCAUCAUCCCCCUCUUCCAUAAGAGGAAAGCCCUCCUCUUCUUCUACUGACUCUUCCUCAGACCUCUACUCUACAGCGAAGAAAAAGUAUUUGAGUUAUAAUCCUUCAAAAGCAAAGCCCAGCCUGCAGAAGAGUGAGGCCAGCUCUUCAAUAAAGACUAAGUUUUGUAAACCUUCACCUCCAACCAUGGUGAAACUACAAGGGAUUCAACUCUGUGUUUCUUACAAUGACCUGAAAGUUGCUGUGGAGGAGCGCUUUGGAAAAACCAAGUCAGUUGUGCUGUUUCGGUCCAAACUGGGGGCAAUAGUGAUUUUCGAGGAAGAGAGAGACGCCAAGAAAUUGACGAGCUUAAAGAGCUUCGAUGUGAAAGGAGUAACAAUCGCUGUUGUCAAAGAGCAGGAGACUGUUUCUAAGGAGCAAAACAACCCUCCUCAGAAAAAACCUGCCAUAUCCAGUGUCUCCACACCUCAGACUGCUCCCGCACGACAAGUUCUUCUCCCAACACUGAAGAAAUUUCCACUUAAAGGGCAGAAAAAGCCUUCAGGAGCCAUAAUGGCAACACCAGGCAAACUUACAAAUCAGAAAUGUGAAGCCAAAGGCUCAGUUAAAGUCUUAACGACUGUCACUAAAGCAAAAGUCUUGGCUUCCGAAGUAAAAAAUAUCUCAAGCAAGCUAAAUACCGCAAAAGUUACCUGUGAAGAGCCUGUGAAGAGCCCUGUGGUAAAGUCUAUCAUACAUGUAGCAACAUCUUCAGGAUCCAAGUCCAGGGCUCCAAAAAAUCAGCCUUAUGUGGACAGUUCCAAGCAUAAAGAAUACCAGAAAAGGUUUAAGGAAGCUUUGCCGCAACAUACAGCCAAGGUUGUUGAAAAAGCAGAUGUAAUAGUUAUUGAACAUGACGAAUCUGAAACCAGGGUUCAAGAAGCUGUGAAAGACACAGCCAGGGUUGUUGAACCUCAGCAUCAGGCAGAAUUUUACGAUGCUAAUGGUGCUGAAGACGCUGAACCGGUGGAGACUGGGGAAAUGGGCGUUGAAACAGCAGAGCGCAUGGAUGGUAGAACUUGCUCUGAGGACCAAGGAGAAAAAAUGACAACCACAGAGGCUUUACCAGAAAAUUCAGACAAAUCCAGUGAGAGUCAAUCACCAGACAGUUCAGUCGAGACCCGGCCAAUAGAAACGUCUGUCAAAGCUUUACCACACGUCCAGCAAAUCACCCUGCCAGAACCAGAGUCCACCGCACACGGACCAGAGACCAAGACAGAGGCUUCAUACAUCCAACAACAGGCUGCCGGAGGCCCGACUGAAACCACUUUGAAGGCAAAACUGCCAGGUCGAGGAGUGGAAACCACAACUAUUGAAGAAGGUCCUGUGACUCCAUUGAUGACGCACCUUAAUGCAGCAUCAGCCAGUACUGCACCACAUCUGACUUUCGGGGAGAUGGUAGAAAAGCACCUGCAAUCAGCAUUACCGUGCCUCAAGAGGAAACCCUGCCUCUCACCUAAAGGUAAUUCAUUUUGUAAUAGACAGUUGCUCAUAACCAACCUGCCGGAUGCUGGCCUCUACACCGAGGAUGACCUUGCAAAAGUGCUCAUGAAAUUUGGGUUUCAAUAUGCAGACGACAAGAUCUACGUUGUUCCUCAGAUGAACCUGGCUUUCGUCAUGAUGCCAAAAUUGGAGGAUGUGGUCAACAUAAUGAAAAGAGGGGACAGCGUUAUUUUAAAAUCAUUUAAACUCCAUCUCCAUCCAUUAGCCAGUGACAUUGUAAUGACACAGUUUGGGUUUUAUCAGUGGCUGAUGAAGAUGAUGCUUUAUAACGUUGAUGAUGACGGAAAGAAAACGAUCUUCAUCAAGAACAUUUCAUGGAGUGAGGCCGGGCAGCUCGGGGAAGUUUUAAAAAACAUCAAGUCUGUCAAGAAGUACAUGCCUCUCCUCAACAAGGCGUUUAUAGAAUUUGAGUCCGUUUGUGAUGCUGAUCGGAUCGGAGUUUGGUACAGUCUCCUGAAACAAGCCCCCGACCAUGAAGUCCACAGGCUGAAAACACCAUACAUAACCAGUACAGCACCACCUGCAAGUCUUCCCACCAAGGCUCUGCUAGCAGCAAAAGCUUUUGCUGCUGGAGUCGUUGUCCCGCCAACACAAAAUGCUCUUCCUCAAGCCAGCAUUGGACCAUUUUGGGUCCCGAUGAGAACUUAUCCCUUCCUGUUCCCUACUGUGUCUCCGUGGUUCAUCAUCCCAGAUCACCGGAUACUCACCGUGAAGACAGACAUUAAGAGGAUCAGCGGUCAUGGUACCAUGUUUCCUACGAUCAUGUUGACCGGUCUGCCUGGGGAAAACUACAAGUAUGAGGACGUGGCCAAGCUGGUUUGGCGGUAUUUCCCCAAACAGAACCUUCACUCCCUGUACUACAAGGUGGUGGUGUUACCGAUGCAGAGGAGGGCAUUUGUGUUUUUCCCUGAUUGGACUACAUGGUGCGAUUUUGUCCAAGAGAGUGUCACAAGGUCAUUUUCUGUCAAUGGCUGGAUGCUCAGGCUUCACUUCGUCUCGGAUCACAUGAAUCCCCCAUCCAGUGAGGAGAUGAUGUACACAACUCUGAUGAAGUGGAGCAAUGCUGAAGUUAAAGAGCCAAAGUCUCUGAAGGAGCGACUGCUGUGUGUGGAGAUUUCUGAGACCUCCGUGCCCCUCAUCAGGACGGUUUUAGAGGCGGUGGCGUCCAUCGCACCUUUUGCCAGCUUUCUGCCGCUCGCCAACAGGAUAUGCAUAGAGAUGGCUGACUCCAGAGGUGUAACCAAGGUGCUGGAGAAAUACAACACUACCGGCUCUUGGAAGAAGGACCCUGUUUGGAGUAAAGUUCUGCGCUUUGAGUCUUUGAAGAGCCUUAAACGGCGUCUACAAGAUUCUAGUAAGAUCAAAAUAAACUUUGGACCAAGCACCAUCUACAGAGCCAAGUGCCGAGCUGGGAAACGUAAAACUCAGCCUCCUCCGUAUAAACUACUGGAUAAUGGUUCACAACCUGCACUGCAAACCAGUGGCCCUGGCAGAUCCACCAUUUCUGAACCCAUCACAAGCAGGUCCCUGAGGAGCAAGGAGAGUGAGGGAGGCAUGAAGGAUCAGAAUGGUUUUACAGAUGGCAAUGUUUUUUCAUCUUUUGCCUUGCUUUUUGAAGAGCCAAAUUUCAAAAGCGAUGAUGAUGUCACUGAUGACAAAGGGGGCGAUUAUGUGGGAGACACAAGCCCAGAUCCUCAUACCUCGUCCUCAUUCUCAGCAGAAGAUAUUGCUGUUAAAACAAUCGCGUCAGUGACAAAAAUAGAAACAUCAUCGGAAAUGCAUCCACCUCUUCAGGGUCAUGGGUUAGAGCUGAGCAAAGCCCAAAGUCUGGAUAUUGAUCUUAAUGUUGACACACUGACAGAGCAAAAGAAAAGCAAAGAGGAAGGGAAAGAAGAUAGCAAACAUACAGAGGUGCACGAAGAAAGCUUUCAGGUUUUGGACAGUGCUGAUGAUGAAGGCAAAGCUGGCCUACAGGAGACCAGUAAAAUGGAAAUAGACAGUACUUUCCAAGUGCUAGACAGCGCAACCAAAGACCAAGCAGCUACAGGUCAAGAGGACAGUCGCCUGGUCCAAGAUGAUAGUUCAACAGAAAAGCAACUCUCUGAGGAACAUGCCAUUUCUGACCAAUCUGAUAAAGAUUCAUCUGGUAAAGCUCAAAAAGCAAAAAAUGAAGAUAAUUUAUAUAUGUUACAUAAAGGUAAUGAACAAACUCCAAAGAACAAGGGAGAUGAGAAGAAGAGAAGAGAGGAAGAGGUCAAAGGUAAAACGCUUUCAGCAGAAUCCUUCAAAGCCUCCAAAGAUUUGGAAAACUCUGAUAGCCGAAUCGCAAAUAAAGACCAGCCCGUUCAAGAUGUCAGUGAUGUUCCUGAACAGGGAACAUUUGAGAUAUUGGAUUCAGCUGAUGAUCAGACAGCAACAGGAGAUGAGAGUCAAAACCUCAAGACUUCCAGUGACCAGAUAUUUAAGGAAGACACAUGUCAGGUAACUGGUGCUGUGGAAGAUCAGCCAGUGACUACAGAGACAGAGCCAGAGACUGACAAAAAGAGGAAAAGACGCAUGACAGAUGUGACUGCUAGAAAAGAUGAUAGACCAUCAAAGAGGAGUUGCAUUACAAUCAUAGCUUCCAACAUUGAAGAGGAGGAGAAAUCGCCAAAGAAACAGGACAGGACAGUUACAAAAUGUGAGACUCGAGCAAAGAUAGACCCCCCUGCAGGGAUUUCUAAACAAGACAAAGAGGUCAAUGAGGAGCUGGAGUAUGAGAAUGUAGAUUCUGUUGAAAAUAAACUGGUUAAAGACGCUGCAAGCAGAGAAAAGUCUUGUAGAAGAAGGAGUGCAAGAUUAAAGAAAGCGGAUGAAAUGACACUGAAUCUCACAGAAGUGGGGAAAAAAACAGAGGAAGGUACAUUCAAGGUUCUGGACUCUGACAAGGAUGAAACUGUGAAAGAUGAGCCGACCAUCACAAGAAGAUCUACCAGAGGGAAAGGGGAAAGAAUACCUACAAAAGAGGCCUCUAAUGAGAAAACAAAAAAAGAGAACACAUCGACAACAAGGAGGCACACUCCUGCCAGAGAGUCAGUGAAACAAAACAGGGAAAAAACUGCAAAGAAAGCCCCUCCAAAACAGAGUACACCAUCGAUGAAGAGUGACGAUGGUGUUAUAAAGUUGAGAAAUGAAGAGGAUGCCACCUCUGAUGUAUUGGACUCUGUUAAGGAUGAUCAUCCUGACACAAGAAGAAAAGGAAAAGGGGGAAGACCUAAAAAAGACGUUGCAACAACAAAAAAAGAGGCAUCAGAAAAAGUGGCUGAUGAAGACGCAACAGUUCAAACACUUGAUUCUGUGGAGGAUGAGUUGGUUGACAAUCAGUCCCCUACAGGACAUUCAAAAGAGAAAAAAUUGAAAAGCAAUGACCAGCAAGCAAAGACAAGUACAUCUCUUGCAGGAUCACCCAAAAAUGAGGAAGAGGAGGAAGAGUAUCAGAUCAUAGAUGAGCUGGAAGAUGAUCAAGCUUUAGAGGAGCUUACUGCCACAGAGGACAAUACUAAAGACGAAACUCCCACAAAAGGAGAGGCAUCAACCAUAAAAGAGGACACACCGACAUGUGGUACCACGGGUGCCGAAAUGUCCGAAAAAGUCAGGAAGGAGACUCUGUAUCAGAUAGCUGAUGAUUUAGAGAAGGCAAAUAAUGAUCAAUCUGCUGCAAAAGGGUCUGCUAUGGUAGAUAGGCAAAUAAAAUGCAAAACUGACAUUAAGGACAAGGAGACCGUGACUCUGGAUGAGGUGGGUGCGGAGAGCCGAGAGUGGGAUGGGGAGAUCACGGAGGGAGAGCUGGAGGCAUUCAUCACUCUGGAUGAGUUGGUAGAAGAAGAGGAGGACGGAAAAAUGGAGCAAACCCUUGUGGAGACCCACCCAUCAGACCAAAAGGACGAAUCAGCAGACCACUUAAACCUCGAGACUUUGGUGACUUUAGAUGAAGCUGGUGAUGAUGAUAAAGAGAAGUCGGACGAAGAGCAAACUGAGCAAACUUCAAGAUCUGCCAAACGCAAACAUGUCGAUGACAAAGUUGUGAGUAAACAGAGGAGGAAGUCUGUCGGACCUGAAGCAAAGCGAUCUUGUUCUCAGUCUCCUUGUGUUUCUGACAUCAAACUGCCAGCUUUCAAACCCAACAACCUCACUGGUGAGGAGUUUGUCGUCCCAAAAUCAGUAUUUGUCUGUAACCUCUGCUCUGUUUUUUACCUGAGCGAAAGCACUGCCAUGGACCUCCACUGCAGCAGCCAGAGACACCACGAAAACCUGCAGAAAUAUUACCAGAAGCUUCAACAGAAACCAUGAAGUUCCACAUAAAGUUCUCCAUGCUCUGUUUCUGAAUGAUCUGGACUUGUUUAAUAAGCCACUCUGGUCAUGACUGAUUUCUAUUUUUUUCUUGUGAAUGUAAUGAAUCAAUGAAUGUAUAAAUGUUUUGGCAUGUAUUGUUCCCUUGAUAUUCAGACUCCCUCCGACCCCAACUCUACAGUUUUAGUGCCUUACGCUGCAUACAGUUGCACAGAUGCAUUGCAUCACAUGUUUUAUGGAGAACAAAAUCAGGAACGUUUACUUAUUUUUGUAUUUUUUGAAACUUUAAAGAUGCGAGAUGACCUCUUUUACCUCUCAGAUUUUAUUUUGAUGAUUUUCUGGAAAUCUGCUUCAAUUUUGUGCCAAAUUUUGAUGGAAAUAAAUCUUCUCCUUGGUUUUAUUUAGUUAAAAUGAUGUUAUGUUACAUAAUUGAAUUUGAUCAUUUACAUUUCUAAUGCAGUAUGUGGCACAAUUUGAAGGACGAACUGCUAUUCUUGGACUUAUUUGUUUUUAAAUUGAACAAGUGAAUUGGAAUUUGCACAAGAUGUAAAAGGUCAAAUAAGUGUUAACAACCACUUAUAACCACUUAUAGCUUUAUUAACUUUUUUUAGGUGAUGCCUCACCUUAAAAUGUUAGAUUUUUCCUUGAAGAUGUGUCUUAAAUGGUAGCAAGUUCCAGUUUCUACUCAUGAAAGUGUAAAAUACCAUUUAUAUUACAUUAUUAAAAUGUAUAGCUCUCUUAAAUAUUUAA
Molecule: messenger RNA, 9703 nt
Organism: Plectropomus leopardus (leopard coralgrouper)
Lineage: Eukaryota; Metazoa; Chordata; Actinopteri; Perciformes; Serranidae
Source: RefSeq, a predicted model, not a curated record